This is a messenger RNA of Cavia porcellus (domestic guinea pig), 1625 nucleotides long. It is a transcript of the gene Ckmt2, whose product is annotated as creatine kinase, mitochondrial 2. Gene Ontology annotation, molecular function: creatine kinase activity. Gene Ontology annotation, cellular component: mitochondrion. The transcript has 10 exons. Lineage: Eukaryota; Metazoa; Chordata; Mammalia; Rodentia; Caviidae. The record is from RefSeq and is a predicted model, not a curated record. The coding region runs from base 223 to 1482 and encodes 419 amino acids. Gene Ontology annotation, biological process: phosphocreatine biosynthetic process.
GGGCGAGUGUUGAAAGACCCAGGACCCAGGCCCAGUGCCUCAAGGGCACCCAGGGGAACCAGGCUGCCCCCAGGUGGCCCAGGAUUGGCCCGGUGUGCCUGGGCCCCGCCCAGCACCGAGCCUCCUUCAGCCCCGGGCCAUUCCACUGGCACUUCUUGGUUGUGUGAGUGACCGACUGGACUUGGUGACUCCUGCAGCUUCAAGCCUCCCCCGAGCAGAAGCAUGGCCAGCACUUUCUCCAAGCUGCUCACUGGCCGCAAUGCCUCUCUGCUGUUUGCCACUCUGGGCGCCAGCACUCUGACCACUGGCUACCUGCUGAACCGGCAGAAGCUGUGCGCUGAGGCCAGGGGCCAGCACAAGCUAUUCCCCGCAAGUGCUGACUACCCCGACCUCCGCAAGCACAACAACUGCAUGGCCGAGUGCCUCACACCAGCCAUCUAUGCCAAGCUCCGCAACAAGGUAACGCCCAAUGGCUACACCCUGGACCAGUGCAUCCAGACCGGUGUGGACAAUCCAGGCCACCCCUUCAUCAAGACAGUGGGUAUGGUGGCUGGGGACGAGGAGUCCUACGAGGUGUUUGCUGAACUAUUUGACCCUGUCAUCAAACUGAGGCACAACGGCUAUGACCCCAAGGUGAUGAAGCAUCCCACGGACCUGGACGCCUCCAAGAUCACCCAUGGGCAGUUCGACGAGCGCUACGUGCUGUCGUCCAGGGUGCGCACGGGCCGCAGCAUCCGCGGGCUCAGCCUGCCGCCCGCCUGCUCACGCGCCGAGCGCCGGGAGGUGGAGAACGUGGCCAUCGCGGCUCUCGAGGGCCUCAAGGGUGACCUGGCCGGCCGCUACUACAAGCUGUCGGAGAUGACGGAGCAGGACCAGCAGCGGCUCAUCGAUGACCACUUCCUGUUUGAUAAGCCGGUGUCCCCUCUGCUCACCUGUGCUGGGAUGGCCCGAGACUGGCCGGAUGCCAGGGGAAUUUGGCAUAAUUUCGACAAGACGUUUCUCAUCUGGAUCAAUGAGGAAGACCACACCAGGGUCAUCUCCAUGGAAAAAGGUGGCAACAUGAAGCGGGUGUUUGAGCGCUUCUGCCGUGGCCUGAAAGAAGUGGAGCGGCUCAUCCAGGAGCGUGGCUGGGAGUUCAUGUGGAAUGAGCGCCUGGGCUACAUCCUGACCUGCCCAUCCAACCUGGGCACCGGGCUACGGGCCGGUGUGCACGUGCGGAUCCCAAAGCUUAGCAAGGACCCACGCUUUUCUAAGAUCUUGGAGAACCUGAGACUCCAGAAGCGUGGCACGGGCGGCGUGGACACUGCGGCGGUGGCGGAUGUGUAUGACAUUUCCAACAUCGAUCGGAUCGGCCGAUCAGAGGUGGAGCUGGUCCAGAUAGUCAUCGACGGAGUCAACUACCUCGUGGACUGCGAGAAGAAGCUGGAGAAAGGACAAGACAUCAAGGUGCCGCCGCCCCUCCCGCAGUUCAGCAGGAAGUGAAGAGUCCCUGUCCCCGUUUGUAACUAGUCUGCCUGCUGGUACGACAGACACGAAGCAGUCUCUACUCUGAGAGUUUCUGUAGACUCGGAAAAAUGUAAAACUGCAGAUCCUGCCUAUCUUUACAAUAAAACUCUCCUUAAUAA